AUGGCUUAUGACAGGUACAUAGCGAUCUGCAACCCCUUACAGUACCCCAUCCUCAUGACCAGGAACAUCUGCUUUCUUUUAUCAGCUGCGGUCUGGAUGGGAACAUUGGUAAAUGCCUUGAUUCACACAGUGUUUACACUGGCUCUCCUCUACUGUAAAGAGAUUGAUCACUUCUACUGUGAGAUCCCAGCCCUGAUCAAAUUGUCCUGCUCUGACACCUCUCGAUAUGAGGCUCUGGUGUUCGUGAGUAGUGUUGUUCUGGUCCUCAUCCUUUCUUCCAUUAUACUGGCCUCUUAUGCUUCUAUCCUCUCCAGGGUCCUGAGGAUGAAGUUCACCAGAGGACAGCAGAAAGCUCUGGCCACUUGCUCUUCACAUCUGACUGUGGUGGGCAUGGUCUACGGGGCAGCCAUCUUCAUGUACAUGAGACUCAGCUCCUACCACUCCCCAGGGCAAGACAAGAUUGUGGCUCUGUUUUACACCAUUGUUCCCCCAAUGCUGAAUCCACUCAUCUACAGCCUGAGAAACAGGGAUGUCUUAGAAGCCCUAAGAGAGCUGAUUUGGAAAUGCAGCGUCUUCCAGCAAAGUUGA
Molecule: messenger RNA, 588 nt
Organism: Alligator mississippiensis (American alligator)
Lineage: Eukaryota; Metazoa; Chordata; Crocodylia; Alligatoridae
Product: olfactory receptor 2T27-like
Exons: 1
Coding region: 1-588 (195 amino acids)
Biological process (GO): G protein-coupled receptor signaling pathway
Cellular component (GO): membrane
Molecular function (GO): olfactory receptor activity
Source: RefSeq, a predicted model, not a curated record